Molecule: messenger RNA, 1644 nt
Organism: Hirsutella rhossiliensis
Lineage: Eukaryota; Fungi; Ascomycota; Sordariomycetes; Hypocreales; Ophiocordycipitaceae
Product: endonuclease/Exonuclease/phosphatase family domain-containing protein
Exons: 2
Coding region: 1-1644 (547 amino acids)
Cellular component (GO): membrane
Molecular function (GO): calcium ion binding; catalytic activity
Source: RefSeq, a predicted model, not a curated record
AUGGGAUGCCCGGCCGUCAUGAGCCUGACCAACCACGCUCUCUUCUUUCGGGACCAGACCACUUCUGCCCAGCUCGAGCCCAUAUCCAAGACCAUCCUCGCCCUUCCCAUGUUCUCUCUCCGUUCAUCCCUCGCCGCGGCCACCCUUGGCCUUAUGGCCUCUCUCUUGGCCGCCCCUGCCGCGGCCGAGGACAGCACGCUCUCGGUCGCCUCGGGCAAGCCCCCCUUGACGUUUAAUUAUUCCACGCCGAGCCGCGACUCAACCAACUGGGUCGGCAUUUACAACCCGUACUUUGGCGCCCCCGACAACGGCAAGUGGGUUGCCCGGUCCUUGGCCUGGGAGUACGCCCCCGACAGCAAGGGCAGCGUCCAGGUGUCGGCCUCGAACCUGGAGCCAGGCACUUAUAACGCCUACCUGCUCGCAAAGAACGAGUGGGGCAAGCUGGCGGGCCCCAUUGAUGUGGUCGUGCCCGGUCAGGGUGCCAUGUCCUUCAUCGUCCAGAACUUCACAACGCAAAACGCCCGCGCGGGCGACAAGUUUGAGGCCAAGGUCAAGGGCCUCAUCGACAACCAGCCCGAUGCCAACACCAAGUUCGCCAAGGUUGCGUCCGAGGGUGACGUGGCCAGUAACUGGGUUCAGGUGUCGACAGACGGGAUGCUCUCCGGAACGCCGAACGCCGACGGCGAGACGCGCGUGACGGUCGAGGCGACGGGGUCCAACGGGUCCAAGGCACAGCUCAAGGUUAAGAUUCCCGUGCGCAAGACCGGGUCCCCGAUGGUGGACGAACUCGGUGUGCUGUCCUUUAACAUUUGGAUGGGCGGGAGCAACGUCAACGACUCGCAUCGCAAGCACGUGCGGUACCUCAGCGGCACCGGCGUCGACAUCGUUGGGUUCCAGGAGAGCAACGGCGGGCAGGCGACGCGGCUGGGCCAGGCUCUGGGCUGGAACGCGUGGCAGGGGCCCGAUGUGGGCAUCAUCAGCCGCUAUCCCAUCGCCGAGGUGUUUCCCGCGACGGCGGUGGCCGGGGCGGUGCGGGUGGCUCUCGAUGGCGAGGAGAGCCAGGUGAUUGUGUGGAACGCGCACCUGGGCUUCAACCCGUACGGGCCGUACGACUUUUGCUUCGACAAGAAGAGCGUGGACCAGGUGCUGCAGCGGGAGAAAGAUUCGGGACGCACGGGGCAGAUAGUCGAGAUUGUGGACCGGAUGAAGGGGCAGAUCGCCAACGCCGACAAGGUACCGGUGGUGCUGACGGGCGACUUCAACUCGCCGUCGCACCUCGACUGGACCGAGGCGACGCGCAACAUCCACUGCAACGUGGGCAACGUGCCGUGGCCCAGCUCCGAGGAGCCGACCAAGGCGGGCAUGAUUGACUCGUUCCGCGAAAUGCACCCGGAUCCGCUGGCCGAGGCGGGCAACACCUGGUCGCCCAUUUUUCUGCAAAACGAGAACCGGCCGGAGCCCAUGGACCGCAUCGACUUUGUCUACCACAAGGGCCUGAAGACGCUCGACUCCAAGACAGAGGUUGUGGGCCAGCCCAAGGCCGAGCCGAACCACAAGGACAACGAGUGGACGUCGGACCACGCGGCCGUCAAGACCAUCUUUCGAGUCGAUUCCAGGCGCGCGAGGCGCGCGUUCCGAGGCUAG